This is a messenger RNA of Aegilops tauschii subsp. strangulata, 687 nucleotides long. The record is from RefSeq and is a predicted model, not a curated record. NCBI's taxonomy places the organism in Eukaryota, Viridiplantae, Streptophyta, Magnoliopsida, Poales, Poaceae.
UCGGAGACGCGCUCUAUUUCCCCAUUUCGAGGGACCAUAAUAAUGGUAUUCUCAAGUAUGACUUGGGUGAGUCCUGCCUAUCGGACAUUCAUCUGCCAUGGUCAAUGGGUUGCCCCAUCGCUCCUAUCCUCAUGGCAUCGGACGACGGUCGGCUUGGGCUCGCAGACCUGUACGAUUUCAACCUCUCCCUCUGGUGGAGGGAGGUGGAUCCCGAUGGAGUUGCGUCGUGGGCACAGCGGAGACGCAUCAACCUCGAGACCAUUCUCCCCGUUGGCGAUCCCGAGGUAACCACGGAGUUGGUUGGCUCCAUCGAGGGCUCUGUCAUUGUUUUUGCAAUCACGGAUCUUGGCACCUAUAUGAUUGAUCUCAAGUCACUGAGCUUGAAGCAGCUCUCCAGCGAGCUGUGUCAACAGGAAGAUAUUACAUGGGCACUCUUUCCCUACCUUAGCUUCUACAGUCCACCAGGAUCAGGUGUUGUGGCUGAAGCAUCACAUGAAGCUGGACUUGGCGAUGGUGAUGCAUAAAUCUCAAGCAGGCCGUCCAAGCACGGAAGUUCAGAUUGUUGUUUUGGUGUUGGCUUUUGUUUUGGGUUUUGCGUUUGAUGGAUGGUGGGAUAGCUGUGUUAUGUCUUGUUAAGAACCUAUAUCUGUUCUUGUUAAACAUGCUAUCAAUAUCCUAGUUGCUCAA